CUCUCCUCUUUAUAAAACCCCUCUUUCCGUUGCCCCAGUUACACAUUGGUCUCCCUUCAAUUGUCCCUGUGCUUCUUCGUUUCUCCUGUUCGGCAUCUCUACGACGACACAGCUGAUCUCAGAUCCGGCGACCAGAUCUAAGAAAAUCAGGAUCUGACCGCCACGGAAGAUUUUCUUGUUUUUUGGAUCCAAGAACCACCGAUAAAAUCUCAGAUCUCUACCAAAACGAAACCCUAAUUUAAAUUUUGUUUGCUUUGUGUAAGAUCGGUUCUGAGGAACGAUUUUUGUGAAUUCUUGUUGUUGAAUAACAUAUGCUUGUUGUUGGAUCUAAUCGAUUUGUGUUGAACAACAAUCUUAAAGAACAAGAAACCCUAAAUAGGAUGGGAAUUGAAGAUGUGGAGGAAGGUGAGAUUUCUGAUUCUGCUUCCGUAGAGGAGAUCAGUGAGGAGGAUUUUAAUAAGCAGGAGGUUAGGGUUUUGAGAGAAGCGAAACCUAAGGUUUGGACGAUGCGAGAUCUGCAGGAUCUGUAUAAGUACCACCAGGCUUGCAGUGGUUACACUCCAAGAUUGUACAAUUUAGCCUGGGCACAGGCUGUUCAGAAUAAACCUCUUAACGAUAUUUUUGUUAUGGAUGAUGAGGAGUCGAAGCGAUCUUCGUCGUCUUCGAACACUAGCAGAGAUGACAGCAGUUCGGCGAAGGAGGUGGCUAAGGUGAUAAUUGAUGAUAGUGGCGACGAAAUGGAUGUGAAGAUGGAUGAUGUGAGUGAGAAAGAGGAAGGUGAAUUGGAGGAGGGUGAGAUUGAUUUGGAUUCGGAGCCAGAUGUGAAAGAUGAAGGAGGGGUUUUGGAUGUUAAUGAGCCUGAGAUUGACCUGAAAGAGAGGGAAUUGGUGGAGCGAGUGAAAUCAAUUCAGGAAGAUCUUGAAAGUGUAACUGUGAUUGAAGCGGAGAAAUCAUUUUCUGGGGUAUGUUCCCGACUGCAGAACACUUUGGGAAGUUUGCAGAAAGUGGUUGGGGAGAGCAGUGUUCCAACUAAAGAUGCUCUCGCUCAACAAUUGAUUAAUGCAUUUCGAGCUCUUAAUUAUGUAUUUUGUUCCAUGAAUUCUAACCAAAAGGAACUGAACAAGGAUGUUUUCUCAAGGUUGCUUUCUUGUGUAGAGUGUGGAGAUUCUCCUAUUUUCUUCAUUGAGCACAUUAAAGAGGUAGAGGUCAUGAUGUCCUUUUUGGAUACUCCUGCGGCUCAGUCAAGUGCUGAAGCUAGUGAUAAGGUUAAUGACGUCCAGGUGACUGAUGGAAUGAAUCGGAACAUUCUUGAUAGUUCAGUUGAAAGUGCUGGGCGUGCUUUUGCUUCUGCAAAGAAAUUGUCAUUAGAUUCCAUAUCUGUUGAAUCUUAUAAUCAAAAUAACCCAGAUGCUUUGAAACCAGGACUAUCUAGCAGUAGGGGGAGAUUUAUUUUUGGUCCCCUUCUAGAUCUUCACAAAGAUCAUGAUGAAGACAGCCUUCCAUCACCCACUGGGAAAGCCCCACAAUGUUUUCCUGUAAACAAGUCAGAAUUGGUCACAGCUAAAGUGGCACAUGAGACGCAAGAUUCUAUAAUGCAUCCUUAUGAAACUGAUGCUCUCAAAGCUGUUUCUACCUAUCAACAGAAAUUUGGGUUGACUUCAUUCCUCCCAAUUGACAAACUUCCUAGCCCAACCCCUUCAGAAGAAUCUGGUGAUACAUAUGGUGAUAUCAGUGGAGAGGUUUCUAGUUCUUCAACUAUUAGUGCUCCCAUAACUGCAAAUGCACCUGCAUUGGGUCAUCCUAUUGUUUCUUCUGCUCCUCAGAUGGAUAGUUCCAUUGUUCAAGGACCGACUGUUGGUAGGAACACUUCACUUGUGAGUUCUGGCCCCCACCUGGAUAGUUCAGUUGUGCAAGGACUAGUUGGCCCACGGAAUACUGGAGCUGUGAAUUCUAGGUCUAAUUCCAUUUUAAGAGCAUCAGCAAAGAGUAGAGACCCUAGGCUUCGAUUGGCAAGUUCUGAUGCUGGAUCUUUGGAUCUCAAUGAACGUCCCUUGCCUGCUGUGAGCAAUUCUCCUAAAGUGGAUCCCUUGGGAGAAAUUGUAAGCUCAAGAAAGCAGAAAUCUGCUGAGGAACCUCUUUUGGAUGGUCCUGUAACAAAAAGGCAAAGAAAUGGGUUGACAAGCCCUGCAACUGUUAGAGAUGCACAAACUGUGGUUGCAAGUGGAGGCUGGUUAGAGGAUAGCAAUACUGUUAUACCUCCGAUGAUGAACAGGAACCAGUUGAUAGAGAACACUGGAACAGAUCCUAAGAAAUUGGAAAGUAAAGUGACUGUCACUGGUAUUGGUUGUGAUAAACCUUAUGUAACAGUUAAUGGAAAUGAGCAUUUGCCAGUGGUUGCUACUAGCACCACUGCUUCCUUGCAGUCUUUAUUGAAAGAUAUUGCUGUGAAUCCAGCCGUGUGGAUGAAUAUAUUUAAUAAGGUGGAGCAACAGAAGUCUGGUGACCCUGCAAAAAAUACAGUGCUUCCUCCGACCUCAAAUUCAAUACUGGGAGUAGUUCCACCCGCAAGUGUUGCUCCACUAAAGCCAUCAGCCCUUGGGCAGAAACCAGCAGGCGCACUUCAGGUUCCUCAAACUGGUCCAAUGUUGGUGACCUCUUGUAAUAAUGCACAGAAUCCACAGGAUGAGUCAGGAAAAGUCCGCAUGAAACCUCGCGAUCCUCGCCGUAUUCUUCAUGCCAAUUCAUUUCAGAGGAGUGGGAGUUCUGGAUCUGAGCAGUUCAAAACAAAUGCUCAGAAGCAAGAGGAUCAAACAGAGACGAAGUCUGUGCCUUCUCAUUCUGUUAAUCCCCCAGAUAUUUCUCAGCAAUUCACCAAGAAUCUGAAAAACAUUGCUGAUCUAAUGUCUGCUUCCCAAGCAUCAUCAAUGACUCCAACUUUUCCGCAGAUUCUUUCUUCCCAAUCAGUUCAAGUGAACACAGAUAGGAUGGAUGUAAAAGCUACAGUUUCAGAUUCUGGUGACCAGCUAACUGAAAAUGGUUCGAAGCCUGAAAGUGCAGCAGGUCCCCCUCAAUCAAAGAAUACAUGGGGGGAUGUUGAACAUCUAUUUGAUGGAUAUGAUGACCAGCAAAAAGCUGCCAUCCAGAGAGAGAGAGCAAGGAGGAUAGAAGAACAGAAGAAAAUGUUUUCUGCACGCAAGCUCUGCCUCGUCUUGGAUCUAGAUCACACACUCCUUAAUUCAGCCAAGUUUGUCGAAGUAGAUCCAGUGCAUGAUGAGAUCCUAAGAAAGAAGGAGGAACAGGAUCGGGAGAAGUCACAGAGGCAUCUCUUCCGUUUUCCUCAUAUGGGAAUGUGGACCAAAUUAAGGCCAGGGAUCUGGAAUUUCUUGGAGAAGGCUAGUAAGCUUUAUGAGCUGCAUCUUUACACAAUGGGGAACAAGUUAUAUGCUACAGAGAUGGCGAAAGUUCUUGAUCCAAAAGGGGUUUUAUUCGCUGGACGAGUGAUCUCUAAGGGUGAUGAUGGGGAUGUUUUAGAUGGUGAUGAGCGAGUCCCUAAGAGUAAGGAUUUGGAAGGGGUGUUGGGUAUGGAAUCAGCUGUGGUGAUCAUAGAUGAUUCUGUGAGAGUCUGGCCACAUAACAAAUUAAACUUGAUAGUUGUGGAAAGGUACACUUAUUUUCCAUGUAGUAGACGCCAAUUUGGGCUUCCUGGCCCGUCUCUUCUUGAGAUUGAUCACGAUGAGAGACCGGAAGAGGGGACUUUGGCAUCCUCUUUGGCGGUUAUUGAGAGGAUACAUCAGAGCUUUUUCUCUAAUCGAGCCUUGGAUGAGGUGGAUGUCCGAAACAUCCUAGCCUCAGAGCAGCGUAAAAUUCUUGCUGGUUGUCGUAUAGUCUUCAGCAGGGUGUUUCCUGUUGGGGAAGCCAACCCUCACCUACAUCCUUUGUGGCAGACAGCUGAAUCUUUUGGUGCCGUGUGCACCAACCAAAUAGACGAACAGGUUACUCAUGUAGUUGCCAAUUCUCUUGGAACAGAUAAGGUGAAUUGGGCUCUUUCCACUGGAAGAUUUGUGGUGCACCCUGGCUGGGUGGAAGCAUCGGCUUUGCUAUAUCGAAGGGCCAAUGAGCAAGAUUUUGCCAUUAAACCAUAAACCGUUAACAGUCAUAUUCCCCCCACCCCCACCCUCUUAAAACUGAAGACCUGGUAAAGCACAAAAUCAAAUAUUGACAUUGACCCAUGAGAAGAACCACCAGGUUACCCUUGUUUUAAGGGUCAGCGCCCUAUAUCUGAGACCCGCCUCCAUAACUUUGACCCUUCCAAACUACACAUCAUUGCUGGCAGUUCAAUCGUCAAUAGCUAGUUCUCUGAAGGAGUUCCAGAUGACUUGGUCCAGUCGAUCAUAUAACAGCGGUCCCGCCCCCCAAAAAGGUUUUUAAAAUCCUUUCAACCUUCAUGGGUUAUAGGGUUAUUAUGGGAACAGGGAUUUUGAGUGGCGAGGUAGUUUGCAGGGUUGACCCGUGCCAUUUGCGCUAAUCCACUCCAACAAGUCUUACAAAAACUGCCCCUUGACAAAUACACUUAAUUAAAAAUGCUACAGUUGUAUCAUCAUUUUGAAGGAUGAACAUAAAAUGAAUGUGUCACCUGACUCUCCAAAGCUUUACAACAACAGGUUAUAAAUUAAAUGUCCAAAUGAAAUUGUAUUGAAAAUUUUCCAUAUUUGAGAGUGGAACUGUAAAACGUUAUGAAGUCUGAAAAUGGUAUAACAAUCAUUAUAUUCCGAACCCAAGUAGAAAAGUAAUGGAAAGUCUGUAACUGCUGGAGGUUUGUUAUUUCUUCUGUAUUAUUUUCAUUUAAGUCGUUUUCAGUGGGUGGUCCUACGGCCCUUUAAAGGA
Molecule: messenger RNA, 4884 nt
Organism: Vitis riparia (riverbank grape)
Lineage: Eukaryota; Viridiplantae; Streptophyta; Magnoliopsida; Vitales; Vitaceae
Product: RNA polymerase II C-terminal domain phosphatase-like 3
Exons: 12
Coding region: 312-4142 (1276 amino acids)
Cellular component (GO): nucleus
Molecular function (GO): RNA polymerase II CTD heptapeptide repeat phosphatase activity
Source: RefSeq, a predicted model, not a curated record